Nestor notabilis (Kea) is the source of this 1389-nucleotide messenger RNA. It is a transcript of the gene SCRN1, whose product is annotated as secernin 1. The coding region runs from base 1 to 1389 and encodes 462 amino acids. The transcript is spliced from 8 exons. Gene Ontology annotation, molecular function: dipeptidase activity; cysteine-type exopeptidase activity. Gene Ontology annotation, biological process: proteolysis. The record is from RefSeq and is a predicted model, not a curated record. NCBI's taxonomy places the organism in Eukaryota, Metazoa, Chordata, Aves, Psittaciformes, Psittacidae.
AUGGCUGCAGCUCCCCCAAGUUACUGUUUUGUAGCCUUUCCCCCAUGUUCUAAAGAUGGGCUGGUGGUGUUCGGAAAGAACUCUGCACGGCCAAGGGAUGAAGUACAGGAGGUGGUCUACUUUGCUGCCGCAGAUCAUGAUCCAGGAAGCAAAGUUGAGUGCACAUAUAUUGAGAUUGAGCAGGUGCCGAAGACUCACGCUGUUGUGCUGAGCAGGCCCUCCUGGCUUUGGGGGGCAGAGAUGGGAGCGAAUGAGCAUGGGGUCUGUGUAGCUAAUGAAGCCGUCGUGACCAGAGAACCAGCUUCUGAAUCUGAAGCCUUGCUUGGAAUGGAUCUUGUCAGACUUGGCCUAGAAAGAGGAGCAACAGCUAAAGAAGCAUUGGAUGUAAUAGUCGCUCUGUUGGAAGAGCAUGGACAAGGUGGAAAUUAUUAUGAAGAUGGGAGCUCAUGCCAUACUUUCCAAAGUGCAUUUUUGAUUCUGGACAGAAAUGAAGCCUGGAUACUGGAGACUUCUGGAAAGUACUGGGCAGCGGAAAAAAUCACAGAGGGGGUGAAAUGCACUUGCAAUCAGCUUUCAUUAACUACAAAAAUUGAUGCUGAGCAUCCUGAACUAAGGGAUUAUGUAAGAAGUCAAGGCUGGUGGAAUGGAGACUCGGACUUCAAUUUUUCUGAAGUGUUCUCUCUCAAUGAUGACCAUUUAGCCUGCUCUUCUGGCAGGGAGAGCCUAGAAAAGCAAGGUGGUGAUGUUUCUGCACAAGCCAUGAUUGAUGUCCUGCGUGACAAGGACAGCGGUGUCUGUGUGGACUCUGAAUCUUUCCUUACUACAGCUAGCAUAGUGUCUGUUCUGCCUCAGGACCCUAGUUUUCCCUGUAUUCACUACUUCACUGGCACGCCAGACCCUUCAAGGUCCGUAUUUAAACCCUUUAUUUUUGUUGAUGAUGUAAAAUUAGUACCAAAAGUACAGUCUCCUUCUUUUGGCAAUGAUGAUCCUGCUAAAAAGAUACCUCGAUUCCAAGAGAAACCUGAUCGCAGGCAUGAAUUGUACAAGGCACAUGAAUGGGCCCGAUCUCUCCUUGAGAAUGAUCAGGAUAAAGGCCAGAAACUAAUGAGGAUCAUGUUAGACCUUGAAAGACAAGGCUUAGAAGCAAUGGAAGAUAUCCUCACUCGUGCAGAGGUUCUGGAUCCUGCGAGUAAGGCUCAACAGCAGCCACAGCUCCUGGUCAUCUCUGUCCUCUUCAUGCUUGAUGAGAAAAGGAUUGUGGGCCCAUCUGUUCAUGAAAGUGACAUUCUGCUGCAAUCUGAGGAUAGGCAGAAUAGAAGAAGUAAAGAACCGUACAAAGAGACUAAAGGUAGCAGAUUAGUUUCUGACAGUUCAUUGAAAAAUGGCUGA